AUGCUCUCAGCGGUGGAGAAUGGACUGGACCCCCGGGCUGCCAUCCCGGUCAUCAAGAAGAAGCUAGUGGGCUCCGUGAAGGCGCUGCAGAAGCAGUACGUGUCCUCGGACGUGGUGGUCACGAGCGAAGACGGAGAUGCCAACAGCAUGUGCAGCGCCCUGGAGGCCGUCUUCAUCCACGGCCUGCACGCCAAGCACAUCCGCGCCGAGGCCGGAGGGAAGAGGAAGAAAGGCGCCCACCAGAAGCCUCUGCCUCAGCCUGUCUUCUGGCCUCUCCUGAAAGCUGUCACCCACAAACACAUCAUCUCGGAGUUGGAGCACCUGAUCUUUGUGAGCACGGAUGUGGGCCGCUGCCGGGCCUGGCUGCGGCUGGCCCUCAACGACGGCCUGAUGGAGUGCUACCUGAAGCUGCUGCUACAGGAGCAGGCCCGCCUGUGCGAGUACUACCAGCCCACGGCCCUGCUCCGCGACGCCGAGGAGGGAGAGUUCCUCCUGAGCUUCCUUCAGGGCCUGACGUCCCUGUCCUUUGAGCUCUCCUACAAGUCUGCCAUCCUCAACGAGUGGACACUCACCCCGCUGGCCCUCUCGGGGCUCUGCCCGCUCUCAGAGCUCGACCCCCUCACUACCCCUGGAGCUGAACUGCAGCGGAAGGAGUCUCUGGACUCCAUCUCCCAUUCCUCGGGCUCAGAGGACAUUGAGGUCCAGCACUCAGGCCACAAGAUCCGACGGAACCGGCAGCUCACCGCCUCCUCCCUCAGCCUGGACACGGCCAGUUCAUCCCAGCUCUCCUGCAGCCUCAAUUCUGACAGCUGCCUCCUCCAAGAGAAUGGCUCCAAGAGUCCAGACCGUUCCGAGGAGCCCAUGUCCUAUGACUCAGACCUGGGGAUGGCCAAUGCUGACGACUCGGACAUGUCUCUGCAAGAGGUGUUGUCGGAAUUCAGCAAAGCCCAGGUAAACUCUGUGCCAGCCAACGGACCGAGCCGGGAAACGGAGGUUCCCACGCUGCAGGCCCCGCUCCCCCUCCCUGGCCUCGACACCAGCACACCCCUGCACUUGGAGGAACCAGCAGAGCCCCGCCACGCCCAGGCCUCCCCUGGGACUGGAGAUGGGGACCACAAGCGGGAGCCGCUUGCCCAGGUGCCCGGCCUCCUGGGCUGGCCGCAGCCGGGCCCUGCCCAAGCUGUCCUUUCAGGGAGCGCUUCAGGCCAGCAGCCUCCUCGUCCCAUGAGAGACGCCACCAGAGCAGCCGGCCAGGAAAGCGGCCAGCAGAAGCCCACGGAGGAUGACGGGCCUUGGCUCAGCCUUGCAGUUCCCUCCCCUACUAGUCCGAAAAGCAAGAGCUGGAUCUCAGAAGAUGACUUCUACCGGCCUCCCCGGGAACAGCCCACAGACAGUCCUCCUGAUGCUGCCACAGCUUCUCCCGGAGGGAUUCCCGAGUCAAGGCCUGACCUCCUGGUGCAAGAACCAAGACGAAGCUGCUCCAUGGAGGCCUUAGACAAAGCUUGCGCGCCUUCCCCAGGGAGUGGGAGAAGCAGGGCUGCCCCGGCGCCGCCGGAACACAGGAACUUCAGGGUGGUGCAUCGCCGGCAGAUGGGGCUGUCCAACCCAUUCCGGGGUCUCCUGAAGCUGGGCACGGUGGAGCGGCGGGGGGCCAUGGGCAUGUGGAAGGAACUCUUCUGCGAGCUGUCCCCGCUGGAGUUGCGCCUCUACCUGAGUGGCAGGGAGCGCACCUGCGUGGAGACCUGCUCGCUGCUGCGCUGUGAGUCCGUGGGGCCGGCCCACAGCGACGGCCGCUUCGAGCUGCUCUUCUCUGGCAAGAAGCUGACCCUGCGUGCCUCGUCCCGGGAUGAAGCCGAGGACUGGCUGGACCGGGUGCGCGAGGCACUGCAGAAGUGCCGGCCCCAGCAGGAGGAGGAGUGGGUGACCAUCCAGUACCCGGAGCAGCCCGAGGACCCCCCAGAGGCCCCCCAGGGUGGCCACCCCGCCCCCUCGGACCUGCACACGGAGGCUGAAACCCCCCAGGGCCCGCAGUUCGACUGGUCCUUCUCCCAGGUGCCUGAGCCCGACGCUAUCAAAGAGUCCCUGCUCUACCUGUACACGGACCGCACGUGGAUGCCCUACAUCUUCUCCCUGUCCUUGGAGUCCCUCAAGUGCUUCCGCGUGAGAAACAACGAGAAGAUGUUAAGUGACAGCCACGGAGUUGAGACCAUCCGAGACAUCCUGCCGGACACGAGCCUCGGGGGCCCAGCCUUCUUCAAAAUCAUCACGGCCAAGGCCAUCCUGAAGCUGCAGGCCGGGAAUGCCGAGGAGGCCGCCCUGUGGAGGGACGUGUUGCGCAAGGUCCUGGCGUCCUACCUGGAGACGGCUGAGGAGGCGGUGACUCUCGGCGGCAGCCUGGAUGAAAACUGUCAGGAGGUGCUGAAGUUCGCCACUCGGGAGAACGGCUUCCUGCUGCAGUACCUGGUGGCCAUCCCCACAGAGAAAGGCCUCGACUCCCAGGGCUGCUUUUGUGCAGGCUGCUCCCGGCAGAUUGGCUUCUCAUUUGUACGACCCAAGCUCUGUGCCUUCUCUGGCCUCUAUUACUGUGACAUCUGCCAUCAAGACGAUGCCUCAGUGAUCCCGGCCAGGAUCAUCCACAACUGGGACCUCACCAAGCGCCUGGUCUGCAGGCAGGCCCUGAGGUUCCUGACACAGAUCCGGGCCCAGCCCCUCAUCAACCUGCAGCUGGUGAACGCGUCGCUGUACGAGCACGUGGAGCAGAUGCGCCUCAUCGGGAGGAGCCGGGAGCAGCUGAAGCUGCUGGGAGACUACCUGGGCCUGUGCCGGAGCGGAGCCCUGAAGGAGCUGAGCAAGAGGCUCAACCACAGGAAUUAUCUCUUGGAGUCACCUCACAAGUACAGUGUCGCCGACCUCCAGCAGAUCGCGGACGGGGUGUACGAAGGCUUCCUCAAGGCCCUGAUCGAGUUUGCCUCCCAGCAUGUCUACCACUGCGACCUGUGCACCCAGCGCGGCUUCAUUUGCCAGAUCUGCCACCACCAUGACAUCAUCUUCCCCUUUGAGUUUGACACCACAGUCAGGUGCGGCGAAUGCAAGACCGUCUUCCACCAGACCUGCCAGGCCGUGGUCAAGAAGGGCUGCCCCCGCUGUGCCCGCCGGCGCAAAUACCAGGAGCAGAGCAGUCUCACCUAA
This is a messenger RNA of Rangifer tarandus platyrhynchus (Svalbard reindeer), 3189 nucleotides long. The record is from the annotation of a GenBank genome assembly. Lineage: Eukaryota; Metazoa; Chordata; Mammalia; Artiodactyla; Cervidae.